AGCUCCCUAGCUUUUCUUCCAUCACUUUCAUUCUUCUCUUCUCAUUCAAUGAGACUUUCACAGAGAAUUUAAGAGAUCUUGAUCAGAACUUUUGAUUAUUUCUUCCCUCUUAUAUUUUCUAAAAAUCAAUUCUAACACUCAUCUCUCAUAGUUAUAGAGAAACUCUAUAUAUCUUGAAGAUGAGAAAUAACUACUCCAGAAGAAAACCUAGGGAACACAUCACUACUGUUGCCUUUAUCAUCCUUCUUCUUUUGUUUCUGUUUCUUUACGCUAAAGCUUCAUCGUCCUCCUCUCCUGCUGGUAUUCAUCAUCCCUCAACUCAUGGAAGCUUAAAGAAACCUAGAGUUUUGGAUCCAAAGCCUGAUGAUCUUAAUGGCAAUGCUGCGUUAAGAGGAUCAAGAAUAUAUACAUAUGAAGGUGGUGAGAAUGUUUUUGAAGAUGGAAAGAGAAGGGUCUUCACAGGUCCUAAUCCUUUGCACAAUUGAUAAAUAUUUUUUUGCUUUUCCAAGUUUUGUGAAUUUUGUCUGAAUAAAAAUAUAUAUGUGCAAACAAAACCCAAAACCUUAUUUAUUUACUUUUGUAUUACACUGAUAUACAUUAUAUCGUACGUGAUCUGCCGUGAUUUGUAACUCUUUCUAUGUG
This is a messenger RNA of Brassica oleracea var. oleracea, 642 nucleotides long. RefSeq names its product CLAVATA3/ESR (CLE)-related protein 22-like. NCBI's taxonomy places the organism in Eukaryota, Viridiplantae, Streptophyta, Magnoliopsida, Brassicales, Brassicaceae. The record is from RefSeq and is a predicted model, not a curated record. Bases 180 to 485 code for a protein of 101 amino acids. The transcript has a single exon. Gene Ontology annotation, biological process: system development.